Molecule: messenger RNA, 1549 nt
Organism: Pimephales promelas (fathead minnow)
Lineage: Eukaryota; Metazoa; Chordata; Actinopteri; Cypriniformes; Leuciscidae
Source: RefSeq, a predicted model, not a curated record
GUCUCUGCUGUCUUUCAGAACCGGACGCCUCUCGUGUGUGAAGUAACGAUGUCAGAAGACUCUCUCUGGGAUUUUCUAAAUAAGCGUGUUUUGAUCAGGUAUUUUAGCGUUUACGGGAGGAUGCUGAGAUGCUGAGAGUUGUCUAACAGCGUCAGUGCCAUCCCCGAACUGCAGUGCCAUGCCAAGCGGAGCUCGAUAAAAGAUUGCGGAUUAAUGAGAUGAAAAGAUGAGUGGCGACGCGUUCACCUGCAAUCCUGAGAACCAAACAACAACAAUACGAGAUUACCAGCAUCAGAUCUACGCAGUCUUCUACACGGUGAUUCUGGUUCCUGGACUGAUUGGCAAUGUUCUCGCUCUCUGGGUGUUUUAUGCCUACAUCAAGGAGACGAAGAAGGCGGUGAUAUUCAUGAUCAACCUGGCCGUCGCUGAUCUGCUGCAAGUCUUGUCUCUGCCUCUGCGCGUUUACUACUACUUGAAUAAUUCGUGGCCUUUUGGCAAGUUCGCCUGCAUGGUGUGUUUCUACGUGAAGUACGUCAACAUGUACGCCAGCAUCUUCUUCCUGGCCUCCAUCAGUCUGAGACGCUGCCGACUCAUCAUCCAGCCCCUGCGGUACAGCGGCACCAAGAGGCAGUGGGACCGCCGCUGGUGUUUGUUCGGCUGGCUCCUGGUGGGCCUCGGGUGUCUGCCGUUCCCUCUUCUACGGAAAGACUACGAUGAUGUUCAUUGCUGCUUCUCUGAGCUGCCCAUGAUGAAUCUGACCAAAGCUCAGGGAGUGUCCCUCGUGACCGUGGCCGAACUCACGGGGUUCCUUCUCCCGCUGACCGUGGUGAUGACCUGCACGUGCCUGACCGCCGCGAGUCUGCGCGAGAAGACCUGCGUGCUGCAGGACACCGGGGAAAAGCACAAGGCGUUCAAGAUGGUGUUGAGCUGCGCUGGAGUGUUCCUGGUCUGCUUCGUGCCCUAUCACAUCACUUUCCCUCUGGACUUUCUGGCCAAAUCCAGCGUGAGCGUCAGUUCUGCCUUUAAGGUCGCAGUCCUCCACAUUCAUCCGGUCACCUUGUGCUUAGCGAGUCUGAACUGCUGUCUGGACCCAGUGAUGUACUACUUCACCACCGACGAGUUCAAGCGCCGCCUGUCCCGGCCCGAGAUACAGGAGAGCCUGCAGCUGCACCUCAGAGCGUCCUGCUCCUCCAACCGGGAGGUCUGACGUCUCCCCCAGAGACACGUCGCUCUCACGCACAAAACAACGUCUUUCUGGAGAUACGAGGACUGAUGAACAAUCUUGUUGAAAAAUGUGAAAACUUCGCACUGCAGAAUCUUUAUGAAACUGUGAUUUUUAUAGACACGAGCCAUGAAACUUCACAAAUAAAUCUGGUUCUGCUCUUGUAAGAUUUGAUAUAUUAUAAUAUAUAUUAUUUGAAUAUAUUUUAAAAUGUGUUUCCUAUGAUGACAAGCUGAUUUGGUGUAAAUCAUAUUUUUGUUGAAACUGAUAAAAACGUACAAGAAUUCUUUGAUAAAUGGAACGAAAUGGAAGAAAAUAAUUUAUUUG